Lodderomyces parapsilosis is the source of this 777-nucleotide messenger RNA. RefSeq lists its product as uncharacterized. The record is from RefSeq and is a predicted model, not a curated record. Bases 1 to 777 code for a protein of 258 amino acids. The transcript has a single exon. NCBI's taxonomy places the organism in Eukaryota, Fungi, Ascomycota, Pichiomycetes, Serinales, Debaryomycetaceae.
AUGUCCACAACGACAAUCAAAUCUAGUUUAGUGCCUUCAAGAUCACAGAAUUCAUCAUCAUCAAUGAUUCGUCAACUAACGUACGCUGAUGUUCCCAAGGCAGCCUCAGCUUUGUUAGAUGCCUUUAAGGAGGAUCCGUUAUCGAAUUAUUUGGUAUCCCACGUCAAAGAUGCAUCUAGACGUAAACUGUGUGAAUUGGCUCUAUUCGAAGCUUAUUUACGACAACACAUAACCAAAGGCGUGGUUUUUGGUCAAGGAGAGACACCACUGCUGUUUGAAACAGUAAGCAUUUGGGCAACCCCAACUAGCGCCAAACAAGGUUUGGAAUCAUUUAGUCAUUUGAUGGAAUCGGGUUAUGAUAAAGUAUGGAAUUUAUUUGGCAUUGACGGCAGAGAUAAAAUUUUCCAACAGUUGAUGCCACUGUUGCAUGAUACAUAUGACAGAAUUACCGGUACUGACAAACGAUUCAAAGGUAAAGAAGUUUAUACAUUGGUUUAUGUUGGUUCAACUGCUGCUGCUCGUGGAAAAGGAAAUUUACGAAAACUAUUUGACUUCAUGUUCAACAAUUAUAUUGAUUGCAAUGGUGGUGCAUUGACUUAUUUGGAAAGCUCAUCACCGGUCAAUAUCCCUAUUUAUGAACGGUUUGGUUUCCAUUUGGUGGAUAGGAUUGUAUUGGGUAAUAAAUCAGGAAUCGAAGGAAAAGAUUGUGCUGUAAUGCAUGUCAUGAUCAGAGGUAUCAAAGGUAAUGAUUGGACAGUAGAAAAUAGUAGGUUAUAA